AAGCAUUUGUGAAGAGUCUCACUGAAUCACAACUGGGCAGAGAAGGGGAGCCCUGGAAGCACAGCUCCACAAAGUGUCACACAAUCCAGGAAAAGGAAAUCUCAGAGGAGAUAAUUGCUGAAGGAAAUUGGUAAUGGACCUGAUCCCAAACUAUUCCAUGGAAACCUGGGUUCUCCUGGCUACCUGCCUGGUGCUCCUCUAUCUAUACGGGACCUCUUCACAUGGCCUUUUUAAGAAGUUGGGGAUUCCUGGACCGAAACCUCUUCCCUUUUUUGGAAAUAUGCUGACUUCCCGUAAGGGUAUCUGGGGUUUUGAUGCAACAUGUUAUAAAAAAUAUGGGAAAAUAUGGGGGUUUUAUGAUGGUCAACAGCCUGUGUUAGCUAUCACAGAUCCUGACAUAGCAAAAACAGUGCUGGUUAAAGAAUGUUAUUCUGUCUUCACAAACAGACGGUCUUUUGGUCCAGUGGGAUUUAUGAAGAAAGCCAUCAGUAUCUCUGAGGAUGAAGACUGGAAGAGAAUAAGAACAUUGCUGUCCCCAACCUUCACCACUGGGAAACUCAAGGAGAUGUUCCCCAUCAUUGAGCAGUAUGGAGAUGUACUGGUGAAAAACCUGAGACAGUUAGCUAAGAAAGGUGAACCUGUCUCCAUGAAAGACAUCUUUGGGGCAUACAGCAUGGAUGUGACCACUGGCACGUCAUUUGGAGUGAAUGUCGAUUCCCUCAACAACCCAAAAGAUCCAUUUGUGGAAAAAAUCAAGAAGAUCUUAAAGUUCAGUUUUCUGGAUCCAUUGUUCCUCUUAAUAUUAUUUUUUCCAUUCCUUACACCAGUAAUGGAAGCAUUAAAUAUCUCUAUAUUUCCAAAAGAUGUUACAGAUUUUUUUAAAAAAUCAAUUGAGGAGAUUAAAGAAAGUCGCCUCAAGGAGAAAGAAAAGCACCGAGUGGAUUUUCUUCAGCUUAUGAUAAACUCUCAGAAAUCCAAUGGCACAGAGUCUCAAAAAGCCCUUUCUGAUCUGGAGCUUGUGGCCCAAUCAAUUGUCUUUAUUUUCGCGGGCUAUGAAACAACUACCAGUGCUCUUUCUUUUGUUAUGUAUGAACUGGCCACUCAUUCUGAUGUCCAGAAAAAACUGCAGCAGGAGAUUGACACAAUUUUGUCCAAUAAGACACCUGUCACCUAUGAAGCCCUAGCACAGAUGGAGUACCUGGAUAUGGUGGUGAAUGAAACACUCAGAUUAUAUCCAAUUGCUGGAAGACUUGAGAGGGCUUGUAAGAAAGAUGUUGAAAUCAAUGGGGUGGUCAUUCCCAAAGGGUCAGUGGUGCUGAUACCAACCUAUGUCCUUCACCGAGAUCCCAAAUAUUGGAAAGAUCCUGAAGAGUUCCACCCUGAGAGGUUCAGUAAGAAGAACAAGGGCAACAUUGAUCCUUACAUAUACAUGCCUUUUGGGGCUGGACCCAGGAACUGCAUUGGCAUGAGGUUUGCUCUCAUGAACAUGAAACUUGCUAUCAUCAGAAUCUUGCAAAACUUCUCCUUCCAUACUUGUAAGAAAACACAGAUGCCUUUGACAUUUACCAAACAAGGACUUCUUCAACCGGAAAAAGAUGUUCUUCUGAACGUUGUGUCAAGACAGAAGACCUUAAGUGCAGCCUAA
This is a messenger RNA of Fukomys damarensis (Damara mole-rat), 1645 nucleotides long. RefSeq names its product cytochrome P450 3A9. NCBI's taxonomy places the organism in Eukaryota, Metazoa, Chordata, Mammalia, Rodentia, Bathyergidae. Gene Ontology annotation, molecular function: heme binding; iron ion binding; oxidoreductase activity, acting on paired donors, with incorporation or reduction of molecular oxygen, reduced flavin or flavoprotein as one donor, and incorporation of one atom of oxygen. The transcript is spliced from 13 exons. The coding region runs from base 134 to 1645 and encodes 503 amino acids. Gene Ontology annotation, biological process: oxidative demethylation; steroid metabolic process. The record is from RefSeq and is a predicted model, not a curated record.